Cicer arietinum (chickpea) is the source of this 3029-nucleotide messenger RNA. Its product is annotated as putative disease resistance protein RGA4. NCBI's taxonomy places the organism in Eukaryota, Viridiplantae, Streptophyta, Magnoliopsida, Fabales, Fabaceae. Gene Ontology annotation, molecular function: ADP binding. The record is from RefSeq and is a predicted model, not a curated record.
GCUCGUUUCGUUACUAACAUGGCUGAAGCAAUUGCCUUUGAUGCUGCGGAAUUACUGCUAAGGAAGCUUACUUCUUAUGCUUAUCAAGAGGUUUCUCGAGCCUACGGCGUGUAUAAAGAUUUGCGAGUGAUCAAAGACACUCUAACAAUUGUCAGAUGUCUGCUGUUGGAUGCAGAGGAGAAGAAGAACCAACAGCACGCAUUGCGUGAAUGGCUGAGACAGACUCAAAACAUUUGCUCUGAUGCUGAAGAUGUAUUGGAGGGAUUUGACUUGCAGGACAAGCGAAAGCAAGUUAUCAAGGAUUCUCGAAGCACCAGCAUGAAGGUACGCCACUUCUUUUCUUCCUCUAAUCCACUUGCUUUUCGCAUUAAGAUGGCGCGUCAAAUCAAAGAUAUUAGGAACAGAUUGGAUAAGGUAGCAUAUGAUGGGACCAGGUUUGGACUUGCAACCAUCAAUGUCGAACCAGGACUUGUUGUUCACAGGAGAGAAAUGACUUAUCCUGAUGUUGAUGCAUCAAGUGUAAUAGGAAGAGAGAGUGACAGGGAAGAAAUUAUCAAGCUUUUGAUGCAACCACAUCCUCACGGUGAUGAUGAUGGCGAUAAAAGUAUGUGCGUUAUUCCCAUUGUGGGAAUUGGAGGCUUGGGGAAAACCACACUUGCAAAGUUGGUGUUCAAUGAUAAAAGGGUGGAUCAACUUUUCCAAUUGAAGAUGUGGGCAUGUGUCUCCAACGACUUUGAUAUUAGGCAGAUAAUUAUUAAAAUUGUAAACUCAGCUUCUACUUCCAAGUUUGCUUCAACUUCAGCUUCAAGUGUUACUUUUCCUCACCAAGAAAACAUUAACAACUUAGAUAUUGUACAGCUUGUAAGUUGUCUGAGAUCUAAAAUUUCUGGUCAAAAGUUUUUACUUGUGUUAGAUGACAUAUGGAAUGAUGAUCGUGCAAAAUGGACUGAGUUGAAAGAUUUGAUAAAAGUUGGCACAGUAGGAAGCAAAAUGAUGGUUACAACACGUAGCAAAUCAAUUUCUUCAAUGAUGGGCACUGUUCCGUCGUAUGUUUUACAUGGCCUUUCUGUAGAGAAUUGUUUAUUUUUGUUUGUCAAAUCGGCAUUUAAGGAAGGUGAAGAAGAAAAAUUCCCAAAUUUAGUGGCGAUUGGAAAAGAAAUUGUGAAAAAAUGUCAUGGAGUUCCAUUAGCAGUAAAAACAUUAGGAAGUUCUCUGUUUUCUAAAUUUGAUUUAAAUAAGUGGAAAUUUGUAAGAGAUUCUGAAAUAUGGAAUUUAGAACAAAAGAAAGAUGAUAUUUUACCUGCAUUAAAACUAAGUUAUGAUCAAAUGCCGUCCUACUUAAGGCACUGUUUUGCUUAUUUUUCCCUAUAUCCCAAAGAUUUUACAUUUCUUGCUGGUGAUAUUACUAGUCUUUGGGUAGCUCUUGGAUUAGUUCAACCCCGAAAUGGAAAUGAAAAUUUGGAGAAUGUUGCAAGAGAAUAUAUUGAUGAGUUACAUUCAAGGUCAUUUCUUCUAGAUUUUGACGACAUUGGUCACUUUUUCAAUUUCAAAGUACAUGAUUUGGUGCACGAUCUUGCAUUGUAUGUUGCGAAGGAGGAGUGUGUACUAGUACAGUCCAAUACUCGAAAUAUACCCGAGCAAGCAAGACAUUUGUCAAUUUUUGAAAAUGAUUCACUUGGCCAUGCUUUGUUUCUCAAGUCCAAACAAGUAAGAACUAUAUUGUUUCCCAUUGAUAGAGUGGGUCUUGACCGUGAUUCUCUUUUGGAUACAUGGGUAUCAAGAUAUAAAUACUUACGGAUUUUAGAUUUAAGUGAUUCUUCAAUGGUUACUCUACCCAUUUCAAUUGCUAAAUUGGAGCACCUGCGUGUUCUCAAUCUAACCAAUAACUGCAAAAUCAAAAGACUUCCCCAUUCUAUUUGCAAGCUCCUAAAUUUGCAAGUCUUGUUACUUACUGGAUGCAUGGAGCUUGAAACAUUACCUAAUGGAUUAGGGAAGCUGAUCAGCCUUCGACAACUGUUUAUAACGACAAAACAAUUUGUUCUGCCACAAAAUGAAUUUGCAAGCUUCAAGCAUCUUCACACUUUGGAUUUUUAUCGUUGUGACAAUUUGAAAUUUUUGUUCAAUGGCACACGACAACUUACUUUCGUUGAAACAUUGAGUGUUCAAUCAUGCGGAAGCUUGGAGUCCUUAUCUCUUUAUAGUUUUCCUAAAUUGCAGACUUUGUACCUUGCAGACUGUAAGAUGUUAACCAUGUCAUUGAACAAUGAAUCACCAAUUCAAAGAAUGCCGAUGAGACAUUUGUAUCUUGAGGAAUUUCCGGGGCUUUUGACAUUGCCGAGAUGGAUUGUAGGCAUUGCAGACACUUUAGAGACCUUGGUAAUUACAAAGUUUCCAAAUCUUAAGAUGCUUCCUAAGUGUUUCACAGCAUUGACUCAUCUUAAGAGGCUCGACAUUCGUCACUGUCCUCAACUGUCAACUCUUCCAAAUGACAUUCAACGACUCACUGCACUUGAAGAUUUGCGCAUAUAUCGUUGUCGAGAAUUGUGCCAAAAAUGUCGGCCUCAAUUUGGUGAGUACUGGCCCAUGAUUGCCCACAUCAAGCGCAUUUCCAUUGGAAAACAAAAACUAAGUCAUUGACCUUGAAGGAUAAGGUAUAGAGGAUGAGGCUUGAGCAGAAAAGGGAUAAGCAGUUUGAUGGUAGACAAAAAGAGAAGAUUAGACUCUAUAAGAGUUGUGGCCUUGAGAGUGCAAAAGAUUGGGAAGAAAAAAAAAAAGAAUGUCAGCCUGAGGCUUUAGAUUCUCUAAAUUACAAUACCUCUUCAAUAAUGUAUGUUUGUAUAUUUGGUAAAAUUGUCAUCAUGAAAUUUUUAUAUCAUUUCUUUUACUAUUUGGAUUGACAGGCUUUGUAAGAGUGUUUUUAAAAAUAUAAUAAGUUGGGGAUAUACUUGAGAAAAUACCUCAACUUUAUCUCUGCUCAUUCUCAGGACCGUGUAAAACAAAUCUAAUAAAUUAGGAUAUUGCAAAACAAA